Hypoxylon fragiforme is the source of this 1120-nucleotide messenger RNA. RefSeq lists its product as uncharacterized. NCBI's taxonomy places the organism in Eukaryota, Fungi, Ascomycota, Sordariomycetes, Xylariales, Hypoxylaceae. The transcript has a single exon. The record is from RefSeq and is a predicted model, not a curated record. Bases 166 to 891 code for a protein of 241 amino acids.
AGCCAUCUAACCUUAUGCAAUCUGUUCCUGGUAUCAUAGCAGGCUUCGCCAUAAUCUCUACCAUCAGCCACAUAUCCACGCAUCCAUCUACCGACUAGAAACGGAGAACUCGGCAAGCAAGUAAUCUCGCGGUUCAUCGAUGAGCUCGUAGCCCAUAGUCCCACUAUGAGCGACGUCGCCGUGGCCAACCGCAUGCUGGUCACUCUCCGACGCGAGGACAUCGGCCUAUUCGACCCGCGGCGCCCGGACAGCAGAAACUCUGGCGUCGUUACGGAAGGGACUAUCUUGGUCUUCACAGACGUAGGCUAUUUCAUUGAUCGCGUCAACUCCUUCCUAGAGAAUCCGAUCAAGGAGACCUACAGCCACUACAUAUAUGAGCACGAGGCAACUAUAUACGAGGUCCAGAUCCAAACGCUCUUCGGGUCGCUCCUCCUCGGCGCGGCCGCCACGUGGUGGACCUGCGAAAUGAGCAGCGCCGAGCGCCGAAAUCUCCGAUCCAAGGGCCUCGCCAAAGUCCUCGAUGCCCUGAGGACGCGCUUUGCGAAGAAGUGGGUGGACUAUAGUGAAGAAGCAGACUACUAUGAUUCGUCUACUAUUAUUAACGAGGACGAAAGCGUGAAUGGAGAGCACAUCGGCCUGACCAUCACAGAGUUCGACAACGACGGGGAGAGCCUGCCGCGCUGGAUCCUAAACACCAUCCGAGACCGGCGAGCCGAGGUGGAGGGCUGGGAUUGGCAUGGGAUUAGUACCUGGCACCCCUAUAUCUACGACGCGCCCCCGGAGGUCGUGUCGGUCGUGCCGUUCCCCCUCACCGACAUGUCGCUCAGCCAGUAUAUGCGGCAUAUCGAGGAGGCGUUGCACGACAUCGCACGCACCCUCGAUCUCAUAUGAAUAGUGAAUCAUGUGGACUAGGUAGUGUAUAAAGGCUGGGGUACCGUCCCCUAGGACAGGCAGUAACUAUGUACGAUAGCAAGAAAUGGUCGCCGCUCUGAUACCUGUAGUUAAUCGUUUGUAUCGCCGAGACGAUGGCUUAGUUCGAUCGUGGAGAAAACGGUUUAGCGGCUGAGUAUCAGAAAGCAGGGAGGUAGUCAUGUUGUUGAUGAGUUUUCUAUGCUUGGUG